Molecule: messenger RNA, 1020 nt
Organism: Funneliformis geosporum
Lineage: Eukaryota; Fungi; Glomeromycota; Glomeromycetes; Glomerales; Glomeraceae
Source: the annotation of a GenBank genome assembly
AUGUUUCGUUCGAGUCUUCGUAAUAUUUACACCAAACGAGCUCUGUAUAAUCAAUCAAAUUUACCGCAAUCAUUCGUUAAAUCAUUCGCUAUUAACACGCGAUAUUUCACAUCAUCUCAACCGUUGCAGUCAUCUACGAUAUACGGAACAUCUAUAACCGAAAAAAAUUCUAAGGUCUUAAAUCAAAUUCCCGAAGAAUUAUUAUUACAUACUCAUAAUCCAAAACCUGUUCGUCAUGAAAUUAUUGAAUCAAAAGCUCCUUUGAAAACCAAAGAUUUAGAGAAACUUGACAUUAAAGUUGGUUUACAUCGUGAUCCAGUUACUUUGAGUGAUAAACUAGCUUUUAAAAUCGUUAAAUUAUUAAGGGUUCCUUCUGAUUGGUUGUUUAAGAAGAAAUAUGUUCAUCGUGCUGUUAUGUUGGAAACCGUUGCUGCGGUUCCUGGUAUGGUUGGAGGCACAAUUCGACAUCUCCGUUCUUUAAGAAAAUUGCAACAUGACGGCGGUUGGAUAGAUCAUUUGCUUCACGAAGCCGAAAACGAACGCAUGCAUUUAAUGACGUGGAUGCGUAUCUCAAAACCUAAAAUAUGGGAACGAGGUUUAAUCACCAUCGUACAAGGUGUAUUUUAUAACGCGUUCUUUGCGUUAUAUCUACUUAGUCCAAAAACUGCUCAUCGUGUAGUCGGCUACCUUGAAGAAGAAGCCAUCGUAUCUUACACGUCUUUUUUAAAUGAAAUUGAAAAUGGACAUAUUGAAAAUACCAAAGAUAUUCCAGACCUCGCCAUAGAUUAUUGGCAUUUAGAUAAAGAUACUGCGACGUUAAAAGACCUGGUUCUAGCAGUUAGAGCAGAUGAAGCUACACAUCGUGAUACUAAUCAUCAUUUUGCUGAUAGAAUUAUCCUUGGUCAUGAAGACUUGAGAGAUGAUAUCAAACGAAUUUUCGACAAAUCCGAGAGUAAUAAAGUUAAAAGGAUAGCUGGUUUGAGUCAAGAUGCCUCUGAAAAAUGGAAAUGGAAUAAUUAA